Messenger RNA from Ostrea edulis (European flat oyster), 1869 nucleotides. RefSeq lists its product as uncharacterized. The transcript is spliced from 4 exons. Lineage: Eukaryota; Metazoa; Mollusca; Bivalvia; Ostreida; Ostreidae. The record is from RefSeq and is a predicted model, not a curated record. Bases 67 to 1812 code for a protein of 581 amino acids. Gene Ontology annotation, biological process: ubiquitin-dependent protein catabolic process; protein polyubiquitination. Gene Ontology annotation, molecular function: ubiquitin protein ligase activity.
AUACUUGAAGAAUUAGGUAUACCUAACGUUCUUGAAAAUUUCGAGAGGGAAAACGUUUCACAAGAAAUGAUAUGUAUGUUAUCGGACGAUGAAUUAAAAAGGUUGGGCAUAGAAACAAUAGGAUUGAGGCAUAAACUGAAACAACUUCUCGAUUUAAAGAAACAUCAACCUUCAACUUCUGUCAUUUCUGAAAGAUCGCGCCUAUUCAGCCCUUAUUCUCGCACUUCAGCAAGUAAACCUGGGAAAAGAUCACGUAAGAAAGAAAAGUUUAUCACGCUGCAUUUUCUCUGCUUGGCACACACAGGACAGAAGAGUGUCCCAAACGGCAACGAAAAAGAAGUUUUGAAUAAAGCAGGACUAGGAAAGAAAAAAAUUCUUUUGAAAAAAUCUGAUGAUGAGAAGGAAUUAGCAGAAACACUUAUUUCGAAAGAAGUAAAUGAAGAUGGUGAUUUUGUCGGCUUUCCAAAAUUAGCAGAUGGGGGUGGUUUUGAAUUACUUCGCAGUACUCAAAACUGCAGAGAUUUAACUUUAAUAAACUGUUCAUGGUCAGCUAAAGAAUUGCAGAAAAAUGUGAACCCACAGGUUACCAUAUACAUUAGACCAAUACAGAAAAAUUUAUCAACUGAAGCUAUCGUUAAUCGUCCUGAAAAAUUGGCAGAAUUGAGCAUUGAAGAAAAAUGUGUGACAUGUGGAAGAAAAUUUUUAGUAAGGGAACUACGAAAACACACAGAAACAUGUGACCAAGCACCCUCAGUUUCUACAGAUGUUGAUACUACCAGUAUAGUGCCAGUAACACAAAUCGUGCAAACUGAUGUACCAGUUGAUGUUAAUGGAAUGAGUUUUUUUCAGGGCCUAUUCGAAAGUAAUGACAUUACCCUUACAGUGGCCCCAACAGUUGAUAUCGAAAGUGUUGCAACCCCAUCGAUAGAGUUUGAAAAUGUUACAACCCCAUCCAUCGAGGAUGAUAGUGUUGCAACCCCUGUGCAUGUUGAAACUGUAACAGGUGUGACAAAUAGAAUAGUUAAUUUUUGCAAAACACAAAAUAUAUUGGACCCUGUUGAAAUUUUGCGUAAAGUUCAAAAUGAAAUGGUGACUGGUAGACCUUUGGAAGUCGUUGACGUUACAAAUAGUUCUGAAGGCGACACAAACUUCAUUUUGGUAGACAGAACUCAUCUUUUGGAGACAUCGUUUGAUGAAAUCAAAGGAAUUGAGGAUCUUAGAAAGACUUUAGAAGUACAGUUUUAUGAUGAGACGGCUGUAGAUUAUGGAGGCCCCAGGAAGGAGUUUUUCAGAUUAGUUUUGCAGGCCAUCAAGGAGAAAUAUUUUGACAGUGGACUGAGAGAAUUACUUCAUGAAGAUUAUGAAGUUGUUGGAAAGACUUUUGCUUUAAGUAUUCUACAAAAUGGCAAAAUCCCAACUUUUUUGGACCCAGAUGUAAUCCAGAAGAUAUUUUCUGAUUCCACAGACAAUCCAUGCAUAACAAGCUUGAGAGGAGGGCUUGAGACAUUGGGACUGUAUACAUCUAGUAAAGUUCUUUCUUCUCCAGGUGGUCGGAGAGAACACUUGUCCUUAGCAAACGUACUACAGUUUGUGACAGGAGCUGAUGAGGAGCCACUACUGGGGUUCAAAAUCCCACCCACUAUCCAGUUUCCAGAAGUCAUGAACUCAUUCAUUCCAACUGCCAACACAUGCAUCAACUCUCUCCAGCUUCCAAGACCAAAACCAGACUUAAAUGUGAACUUUCCUUUAGAUGAAAAGCUAUUUGAAUUAUAUGAUUAUGCUUUCUUAAACCUCUUUUAUGGACUGCAUUAAGUUUUUAACAAAUUUUUAGUCAUUCUCUAUCACCCAAUCAAGUCUCAAUUUUUUUAU